ACAACUUGCACGUCGCGUCUAAGACCUACCUCCACUUGUAGUCAUUAUUCUUCGCGUGGACGUAUCAUGAGCAGUGUCGGUCUGCGUCUAGCGUCAUCAAGCGCAUUGUCUGCGUGGAAGAGCACGAAAUGUCCAAGGCAACUCUGGGGUGCACGCAGGCACCUGCACUCGCGAAUAGAACUUCCCUACAAGGUCGAUGAGGGCCUUGGAAACUUCAUGUCUCCAAGGACGCUCAAAAUGGUUUCCGAAGAGUACCAGCAAGGCCUGCUCGACCGGCUGAACGAGAUGUUCCCUGAUGCUGCUGACCAGCGAAAGAGCGUCACACAGCUCGUGAUCGAUACUGCAAGCUCUGGGAAAGAUGCCCUGGGCUUCUCCUACGCGAGUCACGCCCUCAACAACUCCUUUUUCCUCAACUGCCUCCAAACUCCAACAGAAAAGCACUACGAAGAUUUCAUUCACAAUACUUCCAUAGCCCCAGUCAUCCGCUCCCAAUUCGGCAGCUUCUCGCAUUUCAUCAAUAACUUCUCUUCCGCCGCCAGGGGGAUGUCGGGGUCGGGCUACAUCUGGCUUAUCACGGAUACCGUAGGGCAACCUUGCCAUUCAGCCCACAUUUGCAGCCGGCACGCUUCUCAAAACCCUGCGGGUCAGUACGAGGUGCUUCAUGAGGGCAGGUUCCGCGACGGCCCACAGCCAACGCACUUGAACACAGGGGUCCUGCACCAUUGCAUCCCCUCUGCCCCUGUACGAACACUACACUCAUCGCUGCGCAGCCGCCAGGAUGGCGCGCGUUCUUUUUAUGAUAGCGAGCCCAUAGAGCAGGCGUCUGGCCCUUCUACGAGGAGCCUCCGUUACUUGGGUGAAAGGAUCUAUCCCCUAUUCUGUGUCAGCAUUCACGAGCAUUGCUGGCUUCUCGACCACGGAGUGUGGGGCAAGGAGAAAUAUAUGAAGGAGCUCUGGAGCGUGCUGAACUGGAAUAAGGUUAGCGAACGGUAUUCAACAUUCAAAAGUGCGAAUGCUGGCCCUCAGCCACUGCGAAUGUAGGUGGAUGGAGUUGCAGGAGUUUAAAGUGUUUGGAUUAAUUGGCAUAAUUCACCUGCUCGAUCUACCUAGAUCUACAAAGUACAUACUUAUACGUCCGUUUAAACUUCCUCCGGAAUGCUGUUGAUUUCAUCUAUUGAUCAUAAAUUGGCAGGA
Molecule: messenger RNA, 1194 nt
Organism: Suillus paluster
Lineage: Eukaryota; Fungi; Basidiomycota; Agaricomycetes; Boletales; Suillaceae
Product: Manganese/iron superoxide dismutase
Exons: 5
Coding region: 67-1041 (324 amino acids)
Biological process (GO): superoxide metabolic process
Molecular function (GO): metal ion binding; superoxide dismutase activity
Source: RefSeq, a predicted model, not a curated record